Lathyrus sativus (Indian pea) is the source of this 1266-nucleotide messenger RNA. The record is from the annotation of a GenBank genome assembly. NCBI's taxonomy places the organism in Eukaryota, Viridiplantae, Streptophyta, Magnoliopsida, Fabales, Fabaceae.
AUGUCAAUUGAGUCUCUGCCUGAUGUGAUUCUUCAAUACAUAUUGUCGCAUAUCAGUAACGGACGUGAUGUGGCGUAUUGCAAUUGUGUUUCUAAGCGAUGGAAGAACUCGUUGGCUUAUAUCAGAUCUCUCUGUUUUACUCGCAACGCAUUUGAUAACCCUCCUCAUGAUGAAGAUUCUGACAUCAUUGUGAGAAGAAUGGUAUCAGCUGUUGAGCGAUUAGAGGAGCUAAUUGUUUUCUGCCCUUUCACCCCUUCCGGCCUUGCUUCAUGGCUAGCACUUGCAGGUCAGUCUCUUUCUUAUCUCGAGCUUCGAAUGGACAACCUUGGCGACAACGCGAUUGUUCAUGAGAGCCCGUCAAAAUUGGAUUGCAUUGGUGCAGCAAUGAAUUUGGAAAUUCUGAAACUGUGGGGUGUCUUGAUUGAACGAAUCCCUAAAUGGGAUGAGUUCCAUAAUCUUAAAAUCCUUGAAGUUGUUGGGGCGAGAUUGGAGGAUGCUGCAGUGAAUGCAGUAAUUCGGUCGUGUCCAAAUCUGACAAAGUUGUUACUGCUUGGGUGUGAAGGCGUCCAAUCAAUUUCAAUUGACCUGCCAUUUUUAGAGGACUGUAGGCUGGAUUUUUAUGGUCUUGGAAACUGUUCGCUUUCGCUCACUGCCCCUAAGAUUGAAUCUCUUGAGGUACAAGGCUGUAGCUGGAUUAGGGUCCCUGAAACCAAGCAUUUGAAAAAGCUUUCAAUUUCCAAUAGUGCAGGGAGAGUUUACAUGAUUGAUUUUGGAAAGCUUACAGCCCUGGAGACCCUGUCGAUGCGGGGCAUUCAGUGGUGCUGGGAUGCAAUAUGUAAGAUGCUGAGAUUGGCAAGUGAUGUGAAACAUCUUUUUAUGAAGGUGGAAUUCACUGGGGACUAUGAUGCUCUUCAACCCUUUCCAGAGAUUGAUUUUGUUGACUUUUUCAACAGCCAUCCCAAGCUGCUCAGGUUUGAUAUCCAUGGGGCCAUGUUUGCAGCACUAUGCCAGAAGAACAGUCUAAAACAUGUUGAUUCUGACUUUGUGAUUCCAUGUUUGGAGGAGGUCUUAAUCACUGUGAGAUCACCAUUGAAUGCUGAGCAGAAAAUGAGUACUCUUGAGUCCUUGUUGAGGUAUGGGAAAAAUUUAAGAACCAUGGUUAUCAAGAUUCUUCAGAUGAAGGGUUCACAUAACAGUGCUGAUGAUUUUUUUGACGAGAUUUGCCGGUUUCGACACAUGCACCGUGAGAUCAUUCGAAUAGAAUAA